AUGGCACCAGGGUUUAGGGAGAUCUUGGCCGUGGUAGGAGGGGAUCCCACCUGCCCCUCAAAAUCAUCCGACUGGAUUGCAUUCAGACUAUGUGACCUACGAUGCACCGGCAGCAUUGAGCGUGAAGAGUUGAAGGAGAUGGUGCUUGCAGUCCUGAAUGAAUCAGACCUACUUCUUUCUGACGACGCUGUCGAACAGAUGGUUGAUCAGACAUUCAAAGAGGCAGAUCUGAACGGCGACGGGAGGAUAGAUCCCGACGAAUGGAAAGCAUUCGCAAGCAUGAAUCCAGCCUUGUUGAAGUACAUGACUCUCCCAUACCUAAAGUAA
Triticum aestivum (bread wheat) is the source of this 327-nucleotide messenger RNA. Its product is annotated as calcineurin B-like protein 7. The record is from RefSeq and is a predicted model, not a curated record. Gene Ontology annotation, biological process: calcium-mediated signaling. The transcript has 4 exons. NCBI's taxonomy places the organism in Eukaryota, Viridiplantae, Streptophyta, Magnoliopsida, Poales, Poaceae. The coding region runs from base 1 to 327 and encodes 108 amino acids. Gene Ontology annotation, molecular function: calcium ion binding; kinase binding.